Molecule: messenger RNA, 3503 nt
Organism: Cydia fagiglandana
Lineage: Eukaryota; Metazoa; Arthropoda; Insecta; Lepidoptera; Tortricidae
Exons: 4
Coding region: 47-640 (197 amino acids)
Source: RefSeq, a predicted model, not a curated record
CUGUCAUCAACUUCAUUGCUUCGUCUGAACUGAAGCAGUACGCAUCAUGUUUCCACAUCUCACCGUUUUAGUGGUAGCCCUAGGUGUGGCUGUAGCCGCGCCCAAGGCUCACAAGAACCACUGGAGCUGCCACGAGUCGGGGCGCGGGGCCCGCUUCGAGGAGCAGCAUGCCGUGGGCACCUGGAUACUGCUGCGCAUGAAGACUGAGGCCACUAACGUCGUCGACAACACGCACUGUGUGGACUUCUCGCGAGUCCAUGAGGAGGAACGAAAUGGCCUCAAAGAGCUAAUCGCCCAAUAUGUGGAGAACCUGGAGUGGAAGAACUUAACCCUCAAGAUGCAGAUACCGUGCGCGCAGUCCAACGCCACCCGCCGGGCGACCUACUUCCUGGAGCGGCUGGAAGACCACGGUUCCUACAGAACUCUUCAGAUGCCAGCCAAUAAUGGCAAGUUCGACCUGGCGGAGUUCCACCGCUACCCGAUGCGGCUGAAGCUGGUGGAGGGCCGCUACCUGCACAUGCUGGACUGCGUGGACCACGUGGCCUUCCUCAUGGGCCGUACGCACAGCGUCGACGACCGGCUGCGCACGCUGCUCGACGCCUUCUGGCCUGAUGAUGCCACCCCCGUUAACCAACUCUAGGGACUGUUGAAUAUAACUUAAAUGUUCAACUAUGUUUCAUGUAAUUAUCUCAUGACAUUUUAAAAAGAUAGCGUAACUUCGAUUUUAUGGCGGCAGCUAUUGAUUUAGUUCCAAGACUGCCUAAAAUGUGUACUAAAAAAUCACCACAUAUUAUCUCAUCAACCGUCUGCGCUCCGUUGUUAGAGCAGUACUAUAACUAUUAUAUAGGGAUCCUAGAGUAGAAUGUUUUUCGGAUCAGGUUUCAUCCGUGAAAUGUCACUAUUUACUAUUCUACUACUCUACUACUCAUGUUACUAUUUAUUCUGGUCAGAAAUAUGACGGGUGUUAAUAUAAAUAUUAAGUAUAUGGCUAAAUAAUUAUGUGUAUCUAUGUAUGUAACACGAAAUAAACAGAGUUAUUUUUAAAAGGUAGAGUGUUAAUAACAAUAAUAGACUUUAUGACUUAACCUUUGGGGCUAUUCAUAAAUUACGUCAUUUAAAAUUAGGGGGGGGGGGGGGUCUGGACAUCGGAUGACGGUAGCAUGAAGUAGGAGGAAAUGGGGUCAUUUGAAGCAUGAUUUUUGGAUGAUUAUAGGGGGGGGGGGGUCAAAAAUCGUCAAAAAUCGAUGACGUAAUUUAUGGACAGCCCCUUUAAAUAAACAGUUGGAAUUUCCAUUUAAAGGUCGUCGACAACUAAUAAUUAAACUAUUCAUGAUUUUUUAAAACUUGUUUUAUGAAGUUUUCAUCCCUACACAGAGCUCAACACAUGCUCGUGGACAAAUUAUUUUUCUAUUUACCAUAGCUAAGCUAUUCCGAUAAGAUAAUAUAUGUAAUCUGUUUUAUUUUUACUAAAUUAUACGAUAAUACAUUUUAUUUUACAGCCACUAUAAAGUGUAGAAUUAAAUUAGUAAUUUGGUAUUUCAAUCUCCAUAUGAGCAUAUGCGAAAGUACUCUAAAUUUUGACUGGAUCUGCAUUCAACACAGCUACGUAACCAAGUAACUACAAUACUAGUACCAUUUUAUGAUUAAAUUGUUAGAAAACACUUAGGUACCUACCUACUUUAGAUACCUAUUAUACAAAACAUUUUGAAGGAAUACAAAUAUAAUUUAUAAUGAAAAUAAGAUAUUAAGUACUAUGUGCUUGUUUGAAUAUUAUAUUCCAAUAAAAUUGUUUGUCACUAAAUGCAAGCUUAAAUUGCGGAAAUGCCUAUAUAUCAUGCCGUGGACAUGGAAUAUAUCAUUAACAAUAAAUUAAGUAGGUAGCGGGUAAAACAAUUAAAUGCUAACAUCAAUCAAUCUAAGAGUCAGAUGACAUCAAAAGACAUUAUAAUUACCCAUUGCAUUUACUAUCGUGAAAGGGUGCAGCAAAUAUCAUGACAGGCAUGGGCGAGUAGGUAAAUAAUAAUUCUACAUAAUUAGGCGGUUUUCUGUGAUAAUUACUAUGUAUGGCCAGUCGUGGGCCAGUCACAUACGCCGGCAGGAGCGUUUUCCUUGUUGAUGAGAUUAAUCAGAUACAAGUAUGCAGUCAAAAUUCCCUCUUAAAACAGCGUACUUAAUUUGUCUUGGUUGUGAGUAAUUUUUUUGUCGGCCGCAGUAAACAGAUGUCUGAAUAGAACGAAGUUUAAUAUACUCUGGUACGUAUUAUGCUACUGAGGGGCAGGUACCGUGUGCCCCGAGAAACCUCACCUCAAUUUUUCUUUAUUUUUGUCAAAGUUGAAAUUUUCUACUGUUGCCGCUUUUAGUAUAAAAAAAUAUUUCUGCACAUAUUUAAUAUUCCGUAACAGCACAUCAGCACAAACCAAAAUUUUCAAAGAAUAAACUAAUAAUAACGAUUUCUGUAAUCGAAAAGCAUUUAACGAUCUAAAUAGAUGCUUAAUUGCCGCAUAGUUCCGGUUAACAAAAUUAAUACAAAUAUCAAAUAAUCAACCCGACCGAAGCAUUACUUUCCACCCCAGCGCUACAAAAUACAACCCCAACAAAUAACACUAAAGCACCACUCAAAUUAAGUGUGGCUCGAUCAACAGUCAUUUUCGGUUACAAUUAACCACACAUUUGAGUGAAAAGUCAACCACCCACUCCAAUUGAUUUAUUGUAUUCCACGGAUCCGCCAUUUUGUGGCGUGGUUCGUAUUGUGUCACCCGCACCAAGAGUUUCUGGAAACGACAAGUACGACAACUAUACGAGCUGUUAUACAUAUGAAGUUAGGAAGGUGAACUGUUGUAGAAUUCUUACGGGUUUUAGAAUUGGCUAAUGCUUAUGUAUUGCCGAGUGAGACAUUUAGGCCAAAUAGUGGUUACCGAAGUUGACGCGGGCCGCACUUUGUUAAUAUUUAUAACUUUAUCAGACAUUGUCGUUUGUCAAUAUUCCAUACAAAAUAGGGCCGCUUGUUGCCGACCGCUGACCUAAGGCUAUCGCCGAAUCAAAUGUUGAGCUCGGCAAGCACCCGGUAUUUUUUACACCCGGCGAACGACCCAGGGUACCAGUGUCAUUACGCCAUAAGUAUAUUUUUAAGAUUCUCUUUAGUUUCAACAUACGCCAGUCUAACCAACCAAAGGACCCGCGGGUAUGUGCACAUAGCUCAAAAUUUGUAUGAGAUUUCAAACUUCCGCCGACCUUUACUCCAUUACUAACAAAAAAAAUAUUAGCCUGGCAAAACAAUUUACGUUUACCGUACCAAUAACAUAAUAACAGUACGUUAAAUGCUCAACUAACUAAAACCUAAAACAGAAAUUCAUCUUAAAUUAAAUUUAUAGAUCCUACAUAAGACAACUAGGUAUGACUUAUGAAAGCAGAAGAAUAUAAAUGAUUGUAUUAGAUUCAUAAUUGUACAUAUUUGUUGUAACUUAUUUUUAAAAUGUGUUUUUCAAUUAAAAAACACAUCAAGA